Messenger RNA from Clarias gariepinus (North African catfish), 1915 nucleotides. It is a transcript of the gene rsrc1, whose product is annotated as arginine/serine-rich coiled-coil 1. The record is from RefSeq and is a predicted model, not a curated record. Gene Ontology annotation, cellular component: cytoplasm; nucleus. Bases 97 to 1095 code for a protein of 332 amino acids. Gene Ontology annotation, biological process: alternative mRNA splicing, via spliceosome. Lineage: Eukaryota; Metazoa; Chordata; Actinopteri; Siluriformes; Clariidae. The transcript is spliced from 10 exons.
UGUCACUGCAUGGCGCCUGUGUUUGAGUGUUUUGAAGCUGACAACGACCUAAAGAAAGAUCAUUUUUAAGGCUUUGGCAAGCGGCCGUAAGCAGACAUGGGCCGCCACUCAUCAGACAGCGAGGGCGACAGCCGUAGCCGACGCAAGAAGAAGCACAGACGGCGCUCCUCAUCUUCGUCUUCCUCCUCUAGCUCAUCGGGGAGCCGAGUGACCAGCCGCAGCAAACACUCAAGCAGACGAACCCGCUCACACUCCAGAGACAGAGAACGAGACAGGAGACGCAGACAUCGCUCCAGCAGCAGCUCCUCGAGAGGCUCCAGCCGCAGGAAGAAAAGCCGCAGCACCGAAAGGAGGCGGAGCCGAAGCGCAGAUCGAGGGAGGGGCCACAGAUCCCGUCGCUCUUGCUCUCGCACCCGCAAAAGGUCUCGUUCCCGUCACCGCAGAUCCCGCAGCCGGAGCAGUGGCAGAUCCAGCAGGAGACGCAGCCGAAGCAGAGACCGCGAUCGCAGCCAGCGCAAGGCUCGAGACAAAGACAGGGACAGGGAGAAAGACAGAGGACGCGACCGGGGCCGUGACAAAGAUAAAGAGGUCACCAAAGCCAAAGAAAAACAAGGGGACGCGGCGAACAUCAAAGCCGGAUUAGAACAUCUGACACCAGCUGAACAGGCAAAGGCUCGACUCCAUCUAGUGCUCCAGGCUGCAGCUAAAACAGACGAGGCACUGAAAGCAAAGGAAAAGAAAGAGGAGGAAGCGAAGAAGAUCAAAGAGGAAGAGGAGAUCUCUCUCGCCGAGCAGGUGAGGAGGAUAAAGGAAAUCGAGGCCAUCGAGAGCGACUCUUUUGUUCCUCAGGCUUUCAAAUCAUCCCGGGACGCCACCAAGGUAACUGAAUCUGUGGAAGCCCAGGAGGCGGGGUCUGGUGCCACACCCACUGUAAAAGAAGACGUCAUCUCUCUGCCCACUGUCAUCAAGUACAGUAACAGCGACACGCUCGCUCACCCCAGUUUAUUCAUAGACAGAGAAGAGGCGGAGAAGUUGUGGCUGAAUCGACUCUUGUCACUGCGCCAGGAGAGGCUCAUGGGAAGUCCUGUGGCCUGAACUCAGUUCUGCAUAAAGAUUUGAAGAUCAACUUCUCAAAUAUAUAUUUUUUCUUUUUAAUAACAUUACAGUUUAUUAAAAGAGGCAGCUUGAUUGAUUUCCUUUAGAAAGCUGAUAAACAUGAUAAGUGAUUUGUUAUGUCAUCAGGGAUUUUGUUAGAUGCAUAUAUUUAGCCUGUGUUAAUACUAUUAACGAUUUUUUCAUCGAGUUAAAUCCUCAGAGUUCAGCAUUAGCACGGUUAGCCGUUUAAGGAAUACUUGAGGAAUAUUUGUUUUCUGUAAAGAGUCUGAGAAAUAUGGAGUAAAAUCACAUUAUCAUACAACAAACAUCAAACUCCAUUUGCCAUUUUCAUGCAAUGCCAGAAGUAUGAUGCAUUUUACUUUUCCCACGAAGUUGAAAUGGCUAAACAAAGUUUAGAAGUAAUGUUGUUACUUUGCUGAAACACAAUAUGUUGUCAUCUCAUAAACUCUCUCAACCAACCGAAAAGGCUGAUUAAAUGUUAGUUUAAAAAAAAAGAGGAAGAAUAUUUAUGAACCUGUCCAAAUUACUUUUUUUAAAUUGCCGAGCACAAAGUGAACAUGUUUUUCUAAAUGGUAUGAGAAACUUUUUGCAUUUCACCACAUAAUGUCACUGCAAACCACAUUGUUAUUUAUUCUGAGGGUCUAAAGAAAAAAAAAUACACCCACUUAGUAGAUAAAAUUCAGUUUUUCUUCUUUUUCUAAAAUUGUACUGUGUUUCUAGUAUUGUAUUGUGUUUUACAUCAUAUGGUAGAUUGUUGUUCUUAUUGAUGAUUUUAGAAAUAAAAUGCCACAAAUUCUUG